CAUCGAGCCUAAACUGAUUUAUUUCUAAUUUCUUCAAGAAUCUUGACUAUCUCUACAGAUUGAUCUACUGGAUAAAGUUCCGUCUCUAAAUCACCACGUUUAAUGGCUCUAGCAACUUCGUUAGCUUCGUAAAAGUAUCCCAACCCUUCAAAGUUUAAAUCAAGCUCCCGUUCGGACUCGCCAUGGACAUGAACUAUGGCCUUAGAAGGCCGCGAUGCUCUGUCUACAUAGAUAGUUCCUUUGCUACCUUGAAUUGUCACAGCAUAUGGAGGAGAUUCUCCGUAAAAGCUUCCAGUAGCAAUACCAAAUGCUCCCAAAUCUGGGAAUGCCAAAACAACAGUAGCCCCUCCAUCUACCCCCGAUUUCAGAGCAACAGUAAGCCCAGUGGUGGUAUAAUUACUGGACUUGGAACGUAAUAACCCAAAUGUCCAAGUAAUAGAAUAAAUGAUACUAUCGAAAAGCACUCCACCACCUAAGUCAGGGUUGAAGAGCCUUUGUUGUGGCUCAUAGGGCACCAAAUGUGAGAGAUCAGCUGAGACUUGAAUUAUAUCUCCAAUGGUUUUUUGGUCCACUAAGUCCCAGAUCUUUUUGGUUGAAGGAAGGAAUCGAGUCCAAACCGCUUCAAGAAGGAACACAUUGUUCUUCCUUGCACUUUUUUGCAAGAUCACUGCUUCUUCAUGGCUGGUGGUGAAAGUUUUCUCUAACAAUACGUGUUUUCCAGCAUCAAUAGCAGAUUUAGCAAGGGAAAAAUGAGCUGAAUUUGGGGCGGCCACAUAAACCACAUCAAUGUCAGCUUCUAAGAAUUGAUUAUAAUCAUCAAAAGUAGAAACUGAGGUGUCUUGAUUCAACUUUAAGUCCCGGACAAAUUGAUCAGCUUUAGCUAAGCUACUGGUGGAGACCACCGCCACCAAUACUUGUUCAGGGGCAUUUUGUUCAAGUUUAUAGUUUUCAAACACAUCUUUAGCCCAUUUUUGAGCGAAUUCUCCUAAACCAACAAUCCCCCAACGUGCCAUUUUGUUUCAAGUUUAUUCCGUAAUGUUUUGCGAUAGUUUAUCACGAAGUUCAAUCUAAGAAUCGCAAACUGUGGCACAUUUACGCAAAUUGCAAGAUAAAAGACGAUUAAUUCCCAUUCCGUCAUUCAUACAACCUUUCCAUUCGGUGAUGACAGUUGAAAGAAUUAAUGGUGUUUUCAAUAACCAAAAGGUGGAGUUGGUACCCAUCGACCUUCCUGGAGCCAGAACAGUGAGAGGCAAGACUUAUCCCAUUGGGUUCAAUAUCAAAGCAGAAGGUGACGAUUUUAGUUCGGUGGUGGAAUUUUUCCGGAAUUUGGGUACAUCGGGUACUAUAUCUAAGCUUUUAAAUGAUCAUGGUUUAGUGAUUUUACAAGGGUUAGGAUUUACCAGUCCAAAAAAAUAUUCGCAGAUCGUGGAAGCAAUUUUUCUGACUGACUACGAGCUCUUUGAUCAAGUGGGUCUUCUCGCCACUAGGGAGGAAGUAGAAGACGGUGUUUCCACCGUUGGUGCUCAGGAAGAUGCUAAGAAACAUCUUGGUAAGCUUAAUGCCCACCAGGAAUUCUCACGGUACCUCCAUUAUCCUGCAGUACUUACGUUCUUCAGCAAGCGAGCCCCUACUCUCGGUGGAGGUGAAUCCACCACUACUCACGCUACAGAAUUACUCGAUAAAGUAUACGAACAAUUCCCUGAGGUGGUACAAACACUAUUUGAAAAGGGAGCUACGUUGCUGCAGACUUGGGGUCUCGAAUCUCCUAAAAUUUCAUGGACUCACCCAUUAGCAUUUGGUCGGUACUUGGAAACAGGUGAUAGUUUAGAAGUCCAAAAACAAAAGGCAAUAAAGCUUGCUAAUGAACGAGUGAGUAAUGAUGUAGAGUUUGUGGAUGAUAACCUUGUUGUUCAUCAAAACAAUAAGGUUGUACUUCAGCAUCCGUUCAACCAUAAUCCCAUUAUUUUUAGUAGUCUUCCUACUUAUUAUGCUGGAUAUUAUAAUGCGAAAAAGCUGAAUUUGCAGCCAAAUGGUCCUGGAGUUGUUUUCGGAGAUGGAACUCCAAUUCCGGAGGAUUUCUUGGACUAUUUGUUCGAGCAAUCUAUAGAACUCGAGUACACUCAUAAAUUUGUGGAUGGAGACCUAAUACUUUUGGACAAUUAUUCGGUGUAUCAUGGCAGAAAUCCGUAUGUCGCAGGAGAUCGGGAAAUUCUUGCCAGUUUUUGGGACAAGAAGGAUAUUGUUCAUCCUGGUGUUCCUGAAAGCUUACCGGAGUUGUUUUCUGAGCAUAUUUGACUUCAAAUAUCAGGGAUGAUAAAUGACUGGUUAUAUAUAUAGAAGCUCUACUAGGUUUAGUCUACUUUUUCCAAAAAUAACUAAUUCGUUAACUUGGGUACAAUUGUAUAGUCAAAAGACGAUUUUUUCAUACCAA
Molecule: messenger RNA, 2431 nt
Organism: Yamadazyma tenuis ATCC 10573
Lineage: Eukaryota; Fungi; Ascomycota; Pichiomycetes; Serinales; Debaryomycetaceae
Molecular function (GO): oxidoreductase activity
Source: RefSeq, a predicted model, not a curated record